This is a messenger RNA of Octopus sinensis (East Asian common octopus), 2137 nucleotides long. Its product is annotated as monocarboxylate transporter 12-like. Gene Ontology annotation, biological process: transmembrane transport. Gene Ontology annotation, molecular function: monocarboxylic acid transmembrane transporter activity. The record is from RefSeq and is a predicted model, not a curated record. Lineage: Eukaryota; Metazoa; Mollusca; Cephalopoda; Octopoda; Octopodidae. The coding region runs from base 166 to 2118 and encodes 650 amino acids. The transcript has 12 exons.
AAAAAUAUCAGAAAUAAAGAAGAAGAAAAAGAAAUUAACAUUCAAAGAACAUUGCUUAAAAAUUCUUGGUGUUUCGGUUCUAAAGAAUUCCAACUUCCUUUGUUUGUUAGUAUCUUAUUUUUUUAUCUCAACUCGUCAAAUCGCCUUCCAAUACCUCCCGUCUUCAUGCUAUCGUUCCACUUGGAACGAUCCGAAAUAGCCGUUUUGAUGUCCAUAUUCGGCAUUUGGCUGACCAUCGGUCAGCUUUGCAUCGGUUUCAUUGUUGAUCUCCUUCAUCUGAACAGCAAAAUCGUGCUGGUGUUCUCGCAGGCGGUCGUCGGGGCCAUCGCCAUCUGCAUCCCACACUGCGACACCUACGUCCUGCUUGCCGUUGCGCUCAGUCUAAUUGGCCUUACAGCAGGAUUUACAGGCUCCGUUCGGUUGCUCAUUACGACUGAAGUCACAGGUAGAGAGAAGUGUAAGGAAGGAUUCUCCAUGCUAAACCUUAUCAUUGGAAUAGUUUUCUCUGUCGGUUCACCCUUAUUUGGAUUGCUUUAUGAUGUUACGAAAUCAUUGAAACUUGUCUUCUACAUAAGCGGUUCGUGCCAGUUGUUGGCAGCUGCCUGCGUUCUUAUUAUUUGUAAAUUUAUUCGAAAAAUGUCCUUUAACUCCGUACAACACGAAACAGUUCUCAAAGAUGUGGAAAGUUAUGAGAAACGACCGGUGCCACCAGAUGGCGGCUGGGGAUGGGUCGUCUGCUUUGCUGCAGCCUCUCUCUGUUUCAUAGUAAAUGCAGUGACAAGUCCUUCUGGAAUAUUCCUCAUUGGUCUCACCAGAAUCUUUGAUGACCCAGUAUCGAAGCUGUCUUUAAUCGGAGCACUACUGAUUGGACUCAGUAUGCUUGCAGCUCCAGUGGCCAAUAUGUUGUUGGUUUACUUUAGCCAUCGGACAGUGAUCAUAUUAGCAGGUCUUCUGGGUUUCAUAGGAGCCAUAUUGGGAGCGUUUUCAACCAGUAUCGAUAUGAUGAUCGUUACAUAUGGCCUCAUCGCAGGUGUGUCACUUGGAAUGUCAUUUUUCACCGGACAAAUCAUUGCAGGAUUCUAUUUUGAAAAGAAGCGUGCUUUGGCAAUAGGAAUAUCGAAUUGUGGUGGUGGAAUGGGGACAUUAGUGGCCAAUAUGUUACUUGAGUACCUCAUAGACUUUUAUGGACUGAGAGGGACCUUGCUUCUUAUUUCAGGGGCACUUUUGAAUAUUGUUGUUUUUGGAUCGCUUUGCCGACCCCUGCAAUAUGCCUACAAAAAUGUUGAGCAGAAAGAAUCUAAAGCCUCACCAGACGGAACGAACCGAUUUUCUGUGAUAGAAAACCAAGAAUCGGACUCAACGGAAAUUAUGAAACAAAACCAAAUGGUCAACAAGGCAUUUGUUAGCUCAGACGAAAGACACAUUACGGAGAAUCUAUCAGCGUCAGAGAGAAACGAAGUGAAAGACGAGUCCAUUAUUCAGGAGCAGGAAGUUGGCAGAAGAUCGCUGACGAAACGUUGUUCAAAUAUAAUUGGUUUUGGACUUUUGAAAAAUAUCAACUUCGUCUUAGUGAUGAUAUCCUAUGUUUUCUUUCAGAUAGGUGCAAUCACGAUAAUGUAUAUUGCCCCUCUCGCUGUUUGGUCGUUUGGAAUAAGCCAACAGAGGUCCGCCAUUUUGAUGUCACUUCUUGGAAUAUUUACAACGGUUGGUAAUAUCUUCGUUGGUAUGCUUGUUGAUUUGCUUCAUCUUAGGAGCAACAACUUAUACAUCUUCUCUAUGCUAAUAUUCGCUAUUACCAUCAUAAUGAUGCCAUACUGUUACAGCUUCCAGUACAUCGCCCCCGUCGUCUGCAUCUACAGUGUAGCACACGGGUUCAUUGUUUCACUCAGACUGGUGCUGACCACUGAAUCCGUCGGCAUACAACAUUCGACAAAGGCAUACAGCUUUGUAAGUGUCACCAGUGGAAUUGCGGGUCUAUUUACCCCUCCACUUUUUGGACUGGUUUACGACGUCACUGGAUCGUUCCUGAUUGUCUUCUUCGGAGCUGGUGCUUCUACUUUAAUUGGAGCAGUGCUUAUUUUGGUAAUAGCUUUACGUAAUAAGUUUUCUGACAAAUAAAUUAUAUUUUAUAAAUUGU